This is a messenger RNA of Paramecium sonneborni, 936 nucleotides long. NCBI's taxonomy places the organism in Eukaryota, Ciliophora, Oligohymenophorea, Peniculida, Parameciidae. The record is from the annotation of a GenBank genome assembly.
AUGAACGUCACUUUAAAAUGUCAUGGCAGGGUUAAAGGAUUUUGUAUUUUUGAAAAUUGUUAGAAUCCACGAAUUUUUUGUUUAAAGUGCAUGAAAGAUCAUAAUCAUAAUAUGCAUGAUGACGCUGAGCCUUUCUUUGUAGAAAUUGAGGAUUUAGAAAAAUGGUUAUCAGAUAAAUUUUAAAUUUCAUAAUAACUUGUAGAGGAAUUAGUUAAACUAUGCAUAAAUAUAUAGAAAAGUUUCACAACAUUUAAAAAAUAUAUAAAUCAAUUUGAUUUCAAUCAUAAUAACUCAGAUGUAACACAACUUUCUUUAACUCAAUUGAAUAAUAUCAUAAAUCAUGAUAUUAUAUUAUCAAAAUAUUCUACUUAUAUUUAAGAUCUAAUAUUACCUUUUAGUUUAGAAUUUGAAAGAAUAUUGAAUCUACAAACUCAAAAUAAAAAGGUAAAUUAUAAAAUUUAUUUAGAAUGAUGAGAUAGAUUUAAAAUAAAAAAUAUAAGAAUUUUUAAAAAUUGGUUUUUUUUUAUUAUAUAAUUAAGGUGAUAUAUUAAGAGGACAUGAAUAUUAUAAAGAAGCUACCAAAAUAUAUGAAGUAGCUUCAUAAUUAAACAAAAAAGAAUAUUUAGCUUUAUGGAAUAUUGGUAUUAUUUGAAAUAUUUUUCAUAGCUGAUUGCCUAAAGAAAUAAAGAUAGUUUGAUGAAGCCAUUUUAUAUUAUAAAUAGGCACUUGAUUGCACAAGUUAAAAUAAAGAAGGUUCAUUUUUAGGAAUUGGUUUUAGGAAAUUAUAUAAUUAGGGUUGUGCUUACUUGAGAGUAAUUAAUUGGACGAUGCUGAAAUUUAUUUGAACAAAGCCUUAGCAGUUAAUCCUAACAUUUAAGCUGCAAAGUUUGGAUUAAGUAAUAAAUGUGAACAUAAAUUAGAUGAAAUAAAGAGCAG